AUUCCCACUUGCGUGUUUGUAGUGGGUAGAGCCGUGGCUUUGUGAGGAGUGGCUAGUGGAGCGGACUGACUGUCAGGGCCCCUGUGAGAAACGAGGCGAAUAUUACCCAAAGCUUUGGUUGUCAGCUCUUUGGUGGGGUCCUGAUCCAUGAGGGCGCUAUCCCAAUACAGACGAUCGCUUUAGAUCCUCAUUAACUGCACCGCGUAGGCUGGUCUCCUCCAUUUUGUCCUUUGUCAAAUACUCUCUGUGGCCCGCAGCAUGGGGGCGACUGUCUUCGUGCAGCCCCUGGACCUGGUGAAGAACCGCAUGCAGCUGAGCGAAGGGGCCAAGACCAAAGAGUACAAAACCAGCUUUCACGCUGUCAGGAGCAUCCUCAGGAAGGAGGGCGUCCGCGGCAUCUACACUGGGCUGUCGGCGGGGCUUCUGAGACAGGCGACCUAUACCACCACCCGCCUGGGCAUCUACACCAUCCUUUUCGAGAAGCUCACCAAGGCGGACGGCACGCCGCCCAACUUCUUCAUGAAGGCGGGGAUCGGCAUGACGGCUGGGGCCACCGGGGCCUUCGUGGGCACACCGGCUGAGGUGGCGCUCAUCAGGAUGACGGCGGACGGCAGGCCAUGCUCCAGAGGGGUCUGGGCCUCUGAACUGCCCCUUGCUCCCCUCCUCUGUUCCUGUUCCCAGGCUGCCCCCGACCAGAGGAGAGGCUACAGCAAUGUCUUCAACGCGCUGCUGAGGAUAACCCGCGAAGAGGGCGUGCUGACACUCUGGCGGGGCUGUGUCCCCACCAUGGCCAGAGCGGUAGUUGUGAAUGCUGCCCAGUUAGCCUCCUACUCUCAGUCCAAGCAGUUCUUGCUGGGCUCCGGUUACUUCCGAGACAACAUCUUCUGCCAUUUCUGUGCCAGUAUGAUCAGCGGGCUGGUGACCACGGCUGCUUCGAUGCCGGUGGAUAUCGCCAAGACCAGGAUUCAGAACAUGCGGAUGAUAGAUGGGAAACCGGAGUACAAGAAUGGGCUGGAUGUGCUGCUGAAAGUCAUCCGCUAUGAGGGGUUCUUCAGCCUCUGGAAGGGCUUCACCCCCUACUACGCCCGCCUGGGUCCCCACACGGUCCUGACCUUCAUCUUCCUCGAGCAGAUGAACAAAUUCUACAAGAAGUUCUUCCUCAGUGCCUAAAAGGAGGCCCUGCCCUGCCCUGCCACUCCUGGGCGCCCCCUCCCCAGACUGCAGCGCCUCCGCCGGGGAACCAGACCCGGCUCUCACCGGGUCCGAAGCAAGGAUCUGGCUGGAACCCCUCCCCUUCCUGUGUGUUUGGUGUCAGUCAUGUCACAGUUCUUCCCUGCUCCCCGAAUCACAUGAAAGGAUCGGCGGGGAGGACGGCACAGCUUCUGUCUGGACUGGGGUGGGGUGCUCCAGAUGGCUCUGGAUUAUUUAUUGGGGGGGCCCAAGACUGGGCCAGUACCUUGGAACGGAACCCCUGGGGUAGCAAUGGCCGACCCACGUGCAAGGUGUAGGUCUGUGCAUUGGGCCGAGGUUUUUAUCUUGUCUCUCCCCCUUCUAUUUGCUUUGAACUCAGUAAACUGAUCAUGGUCCUA
Malaclemys terrapin pileata is the source of this 1589-nucleotide messenger RNA. RefSeq names its product solute carrier family 25 member 11 (gene SLC25A11). Gene Ontology annotation, biological process: thiosulfate transport; succinate transmembrane transport; malate transmembrane transport. NCBI's taxonomy places the organism in Eukaryota, Metazoa, Chordata, Testudines, Emydidae. Gene Ontology annotation, molecular function: malate transmembrane transporter activity; sulfate transmembrane transporter activity; thiosulfate transmembrane transporter activity. The record is from RefSeq and is a predicted model, not a curated record. Gene Ontology annotation, cellular component: mitochondrial membrane.